This is a messenger RNA of Serpula lacrymans var. lacrymans S7.9, 1074 nucleotides long. RefSeq lists its product as uncharacterized. The transcript has 2 exons. The coding region runs from base 275 to 754 and encodes 159 amino acids. NCBI's taxonomy places the organism in Eukaryota, Fungi, Basidiomycota, Agaricomycetes, Boletales, Serpulaceae. The record is from RefSeq and is a predicted model, not a curated record.
GGUGCCAAAUCCAUUCUGUCCACGUCCUUGUAGCAUCCGUGUGGAGGUCGGGCCACUUCAUCACUUUCAACCAACUUUUAUUCUAUUGUAGACAAUAGUCCGACGCCUUUGUGCCAUCUGUCACUAUCCAUUGUACGAGCCAAAUCGUGACGGACGCUUUGCACUUCCUGUGCUCUUUCCCAUUCUCAAGCCACACCACAGGGUCUACAGCACCUUGCUCCCAUAAAUUCUCGAGUACCUCCGAAAAAGCGAACCACCCGUCUUUCCCACCGGCAUGUCAUCUCCCAACGAGGACUUCUCAAUGUCGACGCUCUCUCUCAACUCCAAUGGCUCACAAGGCGAGGAUUGGGAUCGUUCAGAAACGGAUAUUCAGCCCAACUUGAGUCAUGUGACGCCACGGAACUCUGUGGUAUUUCCGGCAGAGGGAAUUGAGGAUACGCCAGGGAAAGCUGUUUGUAGCAAGGGAAAGCGCUCGCUGAGUGAGCUAUUGCGGUUGCAUGCGGAGAAGGGAACAGACGUCUCGUUCAGCGCAGAGGAAGCCUCUAGGGUGGCUGACGUGCUCAAUCAGUGGAUAAAUUCUGGAUCAUCUCCUUAUGAGGGAGAGGAUGACUUCUUCACUCGCUCCCAGGAUGACUCUUACCUGUCAGCAAAGCGCUCGCCACCUGUUACCGACAUAUCCAGUCGACCUAGAGGACAAAGCGAGAGCGUCGUUAGCUCACGGCCUUCAAGUUCGGCGGGCGCUACCAAGUCAUGACGCUUGUUCUGCUCUAGCUCUUGUUCGUGUAUGUAGUUGUUUUUUUCGUUCUCCCAAAGUUAUCUGCUUGCCCAUUACUAUUUUGCACUUUGCUAUCUCACCACUACCGAUUAUCUUAUCUUUACGAACUCUCACGUCCCUUCACGACCACUUACGAACGUUUAUGAAGCAUCUACAUUACAUUAUACGCUCUUCAAUUGAUCGAUUUGUUGUGAUUCGUUUAAAUUCCCAUCGUUACAGCUUGCUUAUCGAUUAAGCUCCUUCAAUUUCAGCAGAGGUUUUGGUAUUAUUUUGUUAAUAAUUAUACAGUGGCUGCACAG